AAUCGCGCGCCACAAAGAUCGUACAGUCACCGUGUGCUUGUACUGUGUGUAUUUUAUCAGUGUUUGCUUUGCUGUUUUCAGUUGUAAGUACAGGCAACAAACCAAUAAAGAUUAAAUUUUUAGCCUGUUCUCAGCUGGUUAGCUCGUGCUGAUACUGGAGACUGUAAACUGGUGUGCAAACCUGGGGCUCGAAGUCGAAGCCAAGAUCAAGAAAUAAUCAUCAAGGUGGAGUGGACAGUACGGUGGUGUCUUGUGCUGAUUUAUUAACAUGUCGACAAAUAAAAAAAUGAAAAAAUUAGAAGACCCUGGUUCUGGUGACGGAAAUGAGUCCCGUGACUACGAUCUUGAAAUCCAGAAGACACUUGAGGAUAUUGACGGUUGUCAAAAUCAAAUCGAUGGACUGAAUGAAAAAGCCAGCGACGAAAUUCUUGAGGUUGAGAAAAAAUAUAACAAGCUAAGAAAACCAUACUUCCAAAAACGCAAUGAUAUCAUUAAGAGGAUACCCCAUUUUUGGGUCACUGCUUUUGUUAACAACAAAAAAAUAGCUGAGAUACUGGAAGAAGAGGAGGAAGAUGCCCUUAGAUACUUGAACAAGUUAGAGGUUGAAGAAUUCGAAGACAUUAAAUCUGGGUACAGGAUUAAUUUUUAUUUCGAUGAGAAUCCGUACUUUGAAAAUGAUGUAUUAACUAAGGAAUUUCAUUUAGGAUCUACUGGAGAUCCAGCAUCGCAGAGCACAGUUAUACGUUGGAAAGAAGGCGCUGAUUUGACAAAAAGAUCCAAGGGUAAAAACCAAUUGAAAGGACGCAAGAGGCCUCUGAGCCACCGAUCGUUUUUCGACUGGUUCACGGAUCAUGGUGAUCCCAGCUCUGAUGAGAUUGCGGAACUGAUUAAAGAUGACAUGUGGCCAAAUCCUCUACAGUACUACUUGGCGCCGGAUAUGGAUGUAGAAAAUGGAAUCGAAGAUGAAGGAGAAGAGAUUGAUAGUGAUGAGGCUGAAGAAGACGAAGAAGCUGGAGAAGAAGGUGAAGAAGUUGGCGAGGGUGAAGAAGUAGAUGACAAUAUAGUUGUUGUUGAAGAUGACGCUGAGGAGGACGAUGAUGAGGAAGAGGCUGUAAAUGACGAAGAAGAUGUUGCGAAUGACGAAGAAGAUCUUUUAGUAGAUGAUGAAGCUGAUCGUGAAGAUGGUGAAGGUGAAGAGCCAGAAUAAAAAUAUAAAGCUGCAACUUUUGUUACACGUUGCUCAGGAUAUUAAAAAUGAAUCACUUAAUUUAGAACCAACAAGUAAAUUAUAUAUAAGGAAAUUAAAAAUACUAUUAAGUACCCAGGGAUUUUUCACGUGACCACCAACUCCUGUCUGGCUCUAUUACUCAUUAAUUGUAUUAAUAGUUGACAAUAGUAUAGAUCAAAAAGAAAAAAAGUUAAGCGCUAGACAGGUGUUGUUAAGUCAGUGCUUUUUGAACCUCAUUGAAACAAUUUUAUUUUUUUUUU
Microplitis mediator is the source of this 1488-nucleotide messenger RNA. RefSeq names its product protein SET (gene Set). The transcript is spliced from 5 exons. The coding region runs from base 269 to 1207 and encodes 312 amino acids. Gene Ontology annotation, molecular function: histone binding; chromatin binding. Lineage: Eukaryota; Metazoa; Arthropoda; Insecta; Hymenoptera; Braconidae. Gene Ontology annotation, cellular component: nucleus; chromatin. Gene Ontology annotation, biological process: nucleosome assembly. The record is from RefSeq and is a predicted model, not a curated record.